AAGAAACAUAAAACGUCAUAAUAGUGUGAUAGACAGGAAGGGUGGAGAAAAUUCAUCAAAUUAAACGGGUUCGUCAGCCUCAACCUAGCGGGUGUUGAACCGAACCGGAGUUAAUUCACAACAUCUCGUUCGAAAAACCGGCCUAGAUCUAUGGCUCCUCCUGGUGUUAAAACCCGGAACUGGAGUCACCAAAGUUUGAUUACGGAAAAUGGCUAGUCGAUGAUGGAUAAGUUAAUGCAUUGGUGCGUUCAUAGAGCAAAAUUUAAACGUUUUGCUAAAAUACUUGCUAUUCUUUUAACUUUAAUAAUAUUCCAAGAAAACGUACGAGAAGCUGUAGCAUCGAAUACGUCGUCUUGCCAUAAUAUUGUGUGUUUAAAUGGAUAUUGCCAAGACGGACGUUGUCUGUGUGAUCGAGGUUGGCAAGGUUCGUCUUGUCAUCGAUGCGGAGGACGGGUUAGACUUACAGAAAGCUCAGGAUAUAUUACUGAUGGAGUUGGAAACUAUACUGUCGAAAUGCAAUGUACAUGGCUUAUUGAAAGUAAUAAACCAAAUAGUACUAUCAGAUUACAAAUAAUUAAUUUAAAAACAGAAUGUAAUUGGGACCAUCUCUACAUCUUUGAUGGAGGUUCUGUGUUUUCUCCACUUUUAGCAGCUUAUAGGUAAGAUACAUUAAUUACCUUUGUAGCUAAUGAAGUAAUUACUUAACUAUUUAAAUAUUUAAACAGAAAUUUGUUUUAUUCAAGAAUUACUGAGUUUUAAGUUGUGUAAUUUUUUAUUUUUUAAGAC
Centruroides sculpturatus (bark scorpion) is the source of this 786-nucleotide messenger RNA. Its product is annotated as attractin-like. The transcript has 2 exons. The record is from RefSeq and is a predicted model, not a curated record. The coding region runs from base 220 to 663 and encodes 147 amino acids. Gene Ontology annotation, cellular component: Golgi apparatus. NCBI's taxonomy places the organism in Eukaryota, Metazoa, Arthropoda, Arachnida, Scorpiones, Buthidae.